AAAAUGAAGCGAUAAUAAGAGAUGACGUGUCAAUAAUAACUGGAAAUUUCUUCUUCAUUUCAUGGCCAUAUACUUUAACGGAUAACAAAAUCCUCGGCAUCGGGUCUAAAACCUAUACUCGUUGCCUCCUCACUACCCAAUCGGGAAGUUAAUAAUGACAUCUACGGCGAUAUUCUCCGCCGCCACGGCCAUCAAUUUACCCCCUUCGACGGUGAAGAAUCGUGUGAUGUCUCCCUUGUUAUGUGCUUGUGCUUCUGAUCGUUCUCUGACACUUAGAAGCGUCAACAACAAGAAGAGAUCGAAUCUGCUUCCGUGUAUCAAAGCAGCAGCGGCAUCGGAUUCCACGGCGAUCGUGGACGGUCCCACGCUGGCCUCCACUUCAGAAGAAGAAGAAAUUCCGGCUAAGAUCGGAGCUAGGGUUAGGGUUAAGGUGCCGUUGAAGGUUUAUCAUGUACCUAAGGUGCCCGAAGUAGAGUUGAACGGGAAGGAAGGGAAAGUCAAAGAGUACGUCGCCGUUUGGAAAGGGAAACACAUUUCGGCUACUUCCCCUUACAAGAUUGAGUUCUUUGAGAAACUUGAAGGGCGUGGCGAUAAACCUGUGAAGUUCUUCGUGCAUCUUAAGGAAGAGGAGUUUGAGUAUAUUGACUGAUUCAUGAUUUUUGAUUGAUUGAAAACCUAUUCAACAUCUGAUUUCAUAUUAUUAAUACCAUAUCAUAUUAUAUCAUAUCUCAUGAGUGUCACUCCUUAUCUUUCAGUUGUACAAUCUUCUACUUUUGGUAUUAUGGAUGUAUAUAUUUGCAAGAUUUCUCAAUUCUUGUUUGCCAAUGAUAUAACAAAGGCACCAUUCUUGAUUA
Molecule: messenger RNA, 854 nt
Organism: Cynara cardunculus var. scolymus (artichoke)
Lineage: Eukaryota; Viridiplantae; Streptophyta; Magnoliopsida; Asterales; Asteraceae
Product: ferredoxin-thioredoxin reductase, variable chain-like
Exons: 1
Coding region: 155-649 (164 amino acids)
Biological process (GO): photosynthesis
Source: RefSeq, a predicted model, not a curated record